CAUUAAGAAAAACUUUUGUCAUAGAUGACACUCACUUUGCUUAGUGAGACAUUGAGUUUGUUACCUCACACCAACCCCCUCAUUCUCUUUCGCAAAAACCUUCUUUCUUCACUCUUGUCAUUUCUCAACACUGACUCUUACAGAUCCAACAAUAUUGAAUAAUUGGCAAAAACAUAUAACAGCAUGGAAGGUUUGGUGAGUUAUGGAAUCAAUCCAAUUCGUGUAACUGCCAUUACAAAGCAACGAUCUCGUUUUCUACUUCAAUCACAACCAAAUCUAACAAAGGGUGUUAGUGGAUUUCAAAUUGAGGUGGUGAAUAAGAAUAAGAAGAAGCAGUUUUCGCCUUUGAUUAUGGCUGCUGCUGUUGGAAACUCCCAAGUUGGUCAUUUUGAGAACACUCUUCCUUCCAAAGAAAUUCUGGAGCUGUGGAAGAAUGGUGAUGCAGUGUGUUUUGAUGUGGACAGCACUGUGUGCCUGGAUGAAGGAAUUGACGAGCUCGCUGAAUUCUGCGGGGCUGGAAAGGCUGUUGCAGAAUGGACAGCUAGAGCAAUGGGUGGUACUGUUCCUUUCGAAGAAGCCUUGGCUGCUAGAUUAUCUUUGUUCAAUCCCUCUUUGUCUCAAGUUCAGAAUUUUCUUGAGCAAAGGCCGCCGAGGCUUUCCCCUGGCAUUGAAGAGUUGAUUCAGAAACUAAAAGCUAAUCGCAAGCAUGUUUAUCUGAUCUCAGGUGGCUUUCGUCAAAUGAUCAAUCCUGUUGCAUCAAUACUCGGGAUUCCAAAAGAGAACAUUUUUGCCAAUCAACUACUAUUCGGAAGCUCCGGACAGUUUCUGGGAUUCGAUGAAAAUGAGCAUACAUCAAGGAGUGGAGGAAAAGCCAUUGCAGUUCAACAAAUCAGGAAGGAUCAUGGGUACAAAGCAUUGACUAUGAUCGGGGAUGGUGCAACUGAUUUUGAGGCUCGUAGACCAGGUGGUGCCGACUUGUUCGUCUGCUACGCCGGUGUUCAACUUCGACAAGCCGUUGCUGCAAAAGCUGAUUGGCUAGUUUUCAAUUUUCAAGACCUUAUAAAUUCAUUAGGGUAACAUUUUCUCCUUUCUUUGUUUCUUUUCGAGCGGCGAUAGGAUUCGUAUUUUUUGAAGUUACUGUUCUAUAAUAUCAAGAGAAUGGGCGAAAAAUGGCCGGAAAAUACAUGAUAUUCCGUCAAAGUGCCAUUAGAAAAAGAGUUUUCUAAAUCGAGAUAGACGCGAUUGAUGGUUUUUCUUCUUCUUGUAGUUCAGAUUUAUUCUUCUUCCAUUGUUUUUCUUUUUUCUUUGGAGUGUUAUUUUAUUCAUGCAGAUGCAUUUGCACUGCAUUUGUUGUUUCAAUGUACUUCAAUGAUCCAUUAUUACCUAAGUUCUUAAGUUGAUUUGAUGGAAUAAAAAUUGUAGUAAAGACAUGUUACUUCAUGAA
Molecule: messenger RNA, 1444 nt
Organism: Lathyrus oleraceus (garden pea)
Lineage: Eukaryota; Viridiplantae; Streptophyta; Magnoliopsida; Fabales; Fabaceae
Product: phosphoserine phosphatase, chloroplastic
Exons: 7
Coding region: 184-1077 (297 amino acids)
Biological process (GO): dephosphorylation; L-serine biosynthetic process
Cellular component (GO): cytoplasm; chloroplast
Molecular function (GO): magnesium ion binding; L-phosphoserine phosphatase activity
Source: RefSeq, a predicted model, not a curated record